Molecule: messenger RNA, 2078 nt
Organism: Caenorhabditis angaria
Lineage: Eukaryota; Metazoa; Nematoda; Chromadorea; Rhabditida; Rhabditidae
Source: the annotation of a GenBank genome assembly
AUGGUUAGUAGUUGUACAAUGGCAACAUCGAAUAAUUCACAAUAUUCAACUAUUGAUGAUGAGGUGAGUCAUAAUACAUUCCUUACUUUUUCUUUCUUUUCUUUUUUUUUGAUUUUUUGGAAACUUUUUUGACAAUAUAUUUUGUUUCGUAAUGUGUCUACUAAAAAUGAUAGUAUUUAUUCUAAAAAUAAAAUUGUCUCGUAUAGUUCGCAAAGAUCGAAAAGUUUCUAUUUUUAUCUAUAGUGUCAUCAGCUUAUCAAUUUUUGUCUUCUUUCGUAUUUGCAAAAAAAAUGGAGUUCCUUUUUGACUCAAAAAAUUUUAAUAAAAAAUCUAUUGUUUUUUCUUCCUCGGUUAUGACUCAAUUUUCAAUAUUAAUUUUCUAUCAUAGAUAAUUUCCAAAAAAAAAAUCAAAAUAGGAAAAAAAAACAUUUUUUGUGUACGAUACGAGAAUUCUUUUUCGUCUUCGUCUUCUAAUCAAUGAUUAGAUGACAAAAAAAUGAGAAGAGAAGAAAAAGAGAAUUGGUGAUGUUUAAUUAAUGGCACUGGUUUUUUAGGGGUUGUUGAUGAUGGAAUUUUGAUUUAGCAGAAAGAAUUAUGAUAAAUAAAUACAUAUUUUAAUUUAUAUUAAUAUGAUUUUGUUUCAGGUGUGGACAGAUAUUCAUGAUUUAAUUAAACGUGACACUUGUCAUUCAUACGGUUUCGAAACUGUUAGAUCAACUCGUCCCGCUUUCUCUCCAUUAGUUACACCAAUUCUAAAUUCAUCUGGAACAACAAAAUCAAGAUUUGUUAAUGCACCGGUUAUUCAUCGUGAACCACCAACAAUGCAAUUACCACCUCCACAAUUCAAUCCAAUUUAUGAACAACAACAACAACAACCACAGCAACACGAAUAUCAUUAUGGUUAUGGAUAUCAUGAAGAAUUAUAUUAUGCUCCUCCACAAUAUCAAAUUGAUCAUAUUCCAAGUACUUCUUAUCUUCCACCUCCACCACAACCAACUUAUUAUCAAACACCAUUGGUGAAACAAGAGGAUACACCGCCAUCAAGUCCCGAAAGUCAACAAGAACUUGGUCCAAUUGCUGCGAAGUUGAGUCAAAUUAAAACGGAAAACAAUUCGAGAAGGUAUGUUAUCCUUGAGAUUGAAAUUUCUGCUGCCAUUUCAUUCUGUCUCAUUCCAAUUAAUUUUGUCACAUUAAAAGUUUUCAAUAUGAAAAGCCGCCGCCGAAUGAAAAUAAAAUCUACAAGAAGACCAUAAUUUGGCGCAUUUCAAACAAAAAUGCAAAUUGCUACAUUUGCUUUGCUAUUUUAUAGCGCCGCGCACAGUUGGACGCCAUUUUUGUGCGUUGGCGGAUGGAAAAAGUAAACACGCAGUUUUUCGUGUUAUUUUUUGUUUGGAAGAUAAAAUUUGGUCGCGCGGGCGCUAGUCAUAUUAUCAUAUAAUCAAUCAUUUAGACAGUCAUAGCCGCAGAGAAUCAAAAAGAGAACAUAACAAAAAAUUGUUGUUUUUUUUCAUUCAUUCAUUCUUUCUUUCUGUAAAGGGAACUAUUAGCACGUAUAAAAAAUGUUGAAAAUAUGUGUACUUUUUAUCAGAAACAAAACAAUAGCCAUCAGUUUAAAUUGAUUAGAUAAUCUUUGAUCAUUUAAUUAAUUCAUUAUUUUUUACAGCCUGCACGAGCCUGCUGAUUCACUUUCAAUUACACCUCGAUCAUCUCCAGCAACAUCUUCAGCAUCAUCUUUUGAUGAAACUGCAACACCUGAACGAUCACCGCAUUUGAAACUCAAAAAUUGUCGACAAAGACAUGAUAAAAAGACAUUGGUUCAUGCAUGUCCAUAUCCAGAUUGUUUCAAAAGAUAUUCGAAAUCAUCGCAUUUAAAGGCGCACGAACGAACUCAUAGCGGAGAAAAACCAUUUGUUUGUAGAUGGGCAAAUUGUUGUUGGAAAUUUGCGAGAAGCGAUGAAUUGACACGUCAUAUGAGAAAACAUACUGGUGAUAAACCAUUCCGAUGCAGUUUAUGUGAUCGAACAUUUGCACGUUCGGAUCAUUUGAGUCUUCAUAUGAAAAGACAUAGUACUGUAUAA